AUGUCUCGCUAUCUCACUCCCGGCAAGAUAGCUCUCCUUGCUCUCGUAGAGCUCUAUGCCGAGUCUAUGUUCCCUAAUGACUCCAUCGUACCGGUUCUAUCAUUUGUCGUCAAGCAUCUAGUCAGCCCCAAAGAAAACACUACCUUCAUCCUCAAUCUCGAGCAGAUCACCGCAGCCACCGUGGGCAGGGCCAGUACAGUUGUGGGCCGUUCAAUAUUCGACCUAUUGCUACGAAAGCUAUGGGAGAUCAAUUCCUUCGAUGCAUUGCACACCUUCUUCACCGACAUACAAGGCUUCCUUGUUGACCCCGAGAGUGGUUCAAAACCUCCAAUACGGGAACAUGGUGAAAAAUCACAGCUUAGUCGUGCAUCAGUACUGGGAUGCUUUGUAAGGAGGGCUGGAUUGGAAUAUGUUAGGCUACAGUUCAAUGAGGCGAUCCUGUUAUGGCAAUCGUUCAUACAGUAUCGGGAACCCACAUUGUCGAUGUGGAAGAAGAGGAAUCUUGGAGCCGGUCCACUAAGCUUUGAUGUUAAUUUGAAGGGAAUGUCAUCAAACGAUGCUCUGGUGAACCUGGUUUACGGGCAGGGCAGAUUAAGAGAAGCCAAGAAUUUAUCAACCGAUGAUGUAGAAAGACUACUCGAGUAUCAGGUUGACUCUAUGCAGAGAAUGGGUACUCGGAUUCCGGAUGAGAUGCAAGUCCAACUCCGCCAGAUGCUUGACACAAAUGUCACCAUUCCUGCACUAUCACAUUAUGUUGAAUUUCUGAAUUCGUGGCGCUCCGGGGACUAUCCAGGAUCGUUUGACAACCUACAUCGUUACUUUGACUACACUAUGCAUAAUCGUGAUAGAACAUUUUAUCAAUACGCUCUCCUUAAUCUUGCUAUCCUCCAAGCAGAUUUUGGCUGCUACCGCGAAUCAAUCUUAGCAAUGCAAGAAACCAUCAAUACUGCCCGUGAAAAUAAAGAUAUGGCCUGCCUCAACUUUUCCCUCUCCUGGCUGUAUCACUUUCACAAAGCCCAUCCCCAGGACUGCCCAGAUGUAAUCUCCUCGCGCAUGGAGCGGGAAUCCCUCCAGUUCCUCAAGGCCAAAGCUAAAGAGGGUGGCAUGCACCAUUUACAAUCGAUGGCCCACCUUUCAGAAGCUAAACAGAUUCUUGUCGGAGGUGAAAGUGUGCCCACGGCAUUUGAGAGCAUAUUGAGAAGCAGCCAUUUAAACGUUACUAAGAAUAUCCAUAAUGCGAUGGGAAGUCAAAUAUUAUUACAAAGUAGCCUGUGGUCCAGAUUGGGCAUGUGCUAUUUGGCGGGAGGAAGUUGUGAGUUAUUUUUGGCGAAAUAUAGAACAGAAAGCCCAGUUGAGGACGUGGUGAAAGCGUUAUGUAGGGAGGCUUAUAUUAUGUCAAUGAAAGGUAGAUUCGACGAUGCGAUAGACCGCCUAGACCAGGUCGAUCAAGACUGUCUUCGUACCCUUAAGGUCUAUCAAUACUGGGCCACCUACGUAGGUCUCUUAAAACUUAAGCAAGCUAUCUAUAAAGGUGACAUCUCGGCCGCCGAAUUACUUCUUCAACAGCUUUCCUCAUCACCAUACGUGGAGCCCGAUUGUGCACUUGAGAUAUCAAUAUGUCGCCUUGACCUUCAAGUCCGCCGCGGAAACUACUCUGCUGCCCUAGCAGGCAUCACCCAACUAGCCGAGGAGCUUAUUCGUGACCGUGCCGACCUCUACCAUCGCAUCCGGUUGAUGGUCUUUAAAGCAGAUCUGCUCUCAAAGUGCGGCCGCCCGCUCAAAGGUCUCUCUGUAGCCAUCAAUGCCGCCACAAUUGCCUGGCGGGCUCGCUUACUACCAGCGUUAUUCCAAGCGUUUAGAACCAUCGCAAAUAUCCUCAUUAAUUUGAGUGAGUUUGAGGCCGCGUAUGGAAUGAUGGAUAGUAUCAUGCCACAGGUGUUGGAGUGUGAAGAUGCGCAAUUGAAUGCACAGUGUUUUUCCGCAUUGGCAAACGCUCAGAUGGGGUUGGCAGGCGGAAAGAGUGGGGCCGGGAGGAAUGAGUGUUUGCAUAGGGCAUUAGAGUUUAUCGACAGAUCUUUUCAUGAAUAUGCACGGCUUCAGGACACUGAAGCACAAAUGACUUUGAUGAGCCAGAAGGCCCGUAUACAGGAUUUCAUUGGAGAUAAAGGACUACGGGAUGAUGCGGUGAAGAUGUACCGCCAGUUGCAAAAGGCAACCUGA
Morchella sextelata is the source of this 2220-nucleotide messenger RNA. RefSeq lists its product as uncharacterized. Bases 1 to 2220 code for a protein of 739 amino acids. Gene Ontology annotation, biological process: protein K11-linked ubiquitination; positive regulation of mitotic metaphase/anaphase transition; anaphase-promoting complex-dependent catabolic process. NCBI's taxonomy places the organism in Eukaryota, Fungi, Ascomycota, Pezizomycetes, Pezizales, Morchellaceae. Gene Ontology annotation, molecular function: protein binding. The record is from RefSeq and is a predicted model, not a curated record. Gene Ontology annotation, cellular component: anaphase-promoting complex. The transcript has 9 exons.